Grammomys surdaster is the source of this 3453-nucleotide messenger RNA. RefSeq names its product tudor domain containing 3 (gene Tdrd3). The coding region runs from base 216 to 2432 and encodes 738 amino acids. The transcript is spliced from 13 exons. Gene Ontology annotation, molecular function: protein binding. The record is from RefSeq and is a predicted model, not a curated record. NCBI's taxonomy places the organism in Eukaryota, Metazoa, Chordata, Mammalia, Rodentia, Muridae. Gene Ontology annotation, cellular component: nucleus.
CUCACAAAACGCGGCGAGCGGAACCCUCACGCGGAAGCGCCCGUCGCACUGAGCAUGCCCAGUGGCACAGUCGAACAGAGGAGUUUUUUUUCUUUUUCUUUUCUUUCUUCUUUUUUCUCUCUUUCUUCUUUUUCUUUUUUCUGGGUCUCCAGCAGGAGGCCUGUCCCCCACCCUCAGUUCAGACCCCCGCCGUCCCCCAGCCUGAGCAGCUAACCAUGGCCGAGGUGUCCGGCGCCGCGUUGUCCCAGGCGGGUUGGUAUCUUUCAGAUGAAGGCAUUGAAGCUUGUACAAGCUCUCCUGGGAAAGUCAAUAUAAAUGACAUCAUCCUGAUUGCUCUCAAUACAGAUUUGAGAACAAUUGGCAAGAAGUUCCUUCCCAGUGACAUCAACGGUGGAAAGGUAGAAAAGCUUGAAGGUCCAUGUGUUUUACAAAUUCAGAAGGUCCGCAAUGUUGCUGCACCAAAGGAUAACGAGGAAUCACAAGCUGCGCCAAGGAUGCUUCGUGUGCAGAUGACUGAUGGGCACACAAGUUGUACGGCAGUAGAAUUCAGUUAUAUUUCAAAAAUAAGCCUGAACACACCUCCUGGCACAAAAGUGAAGCUCUCUGGCACUGUUGAUGUAAAGAAUGGAUUCCUGCUCUUAAGUGACGCUAACACCACAGUUCUCGGGGGUGAGGUGGAGCACUUAAUUGACAAGUGGGCUCUACAGAGAAGCUUAUUAAAACAUAAUAGAAGCAAUAUUGGAGCUGAAGGUGGCCCACCUCCCUUUUUACCUUUUGGACAGAAGUGUGCAUCUAACGUCCAAGUGGAUAGCAGAGAACUUGACCGAAGAAAGACAUUACAAGUUUCACUGCCUGCCAAACCUACAAAUGAUAAUGAUGAAUUUGAGAAGCAAAGGACUGCUGCCAUUGCAGAGGUUGCAAAGAGCAAAGAAACCAAGACAUUUGGAGGAGGUGGAGGUGGUGCCAGAAGUAAUCUCAAUAUUGGUGCUGCCAGUCACCGAAAUAGGGAGGUUUUACAGAAGGAAAAGGCUUCCAAAUCAGAGAGCAAAAAUGAAGGUGUCUAUAGAGAGCUGGUUGAUGAGAAAGCCCUGAAACACAUAACCGAGAUGGGCUUCAGUAAGGAGGCAUCGAGGCAAGCGCUGAUGGAUAAUGCCAACAACUUAGAAGCAGCGUUGAAUGUACUUCUAAACAGCAGUAAACAGAAACCUGUUGUGGGGCCUCCUCCUAGAGGUAGAGGGAAAGGCAGGGGUCGAGUACGAUCAGAAGAUGAAGAAGACCUAGGCAACGCAAGGCCGUCAGCACCAAGCACAUUAUUUGAUUUCUUGGAGUCUAAAAUGGGAACUCUGAAUGUGGAAGAACCUAAGUCACAGCCACAGCACCUUCAUCAAGGACAGCACAGAGUAUUGAAUACUGAGCAAAAUGGGAUAAAGGAUGGCAAUCAAUCAAGACAUCUUCCUCGAAAUGAUACCAGGCAGCCGAGAAAUGAGAAACCUCCUCGCUUUCAAAGAGAUACCCCCAAUUCAAAGUCAGCCUUAGAAAACAGCGUAUUAUCUAGAAAUAGAGGCUCCGAAAGACCAAGUAGUUCUUCGGGUUCUGAUAUGUGGGCAGAAGAGAGAAUCAAGUGUGAUAGGCCAUAUUCUAGAUAUGACAGAACUAAAGACGCUUCAUAUCCUUUAGGUUUUCAGCAUAACGAUGGCGCUUUUAAAAAGAGAGAUAACUCUAUGCAAAACAGAUCAGGAAGAGGCCCUUUGUAUGCAGAGGCAAAAGAAAACCCACUUCCUCCAGAAUUGGCAGAUUAUAAUAACCAAAAACGUGGGAAAAGAGAAAACCAAACAGGUAAUCCUGAUCAUUUUUAUGACAGGAAAUCACGGACAAUGAAUAGUGAAGCUUUUAGUGGUCUAAAAAUUGAAAAACAUUUUAGUGUAAAUACUGAUUACCAGAAUCCUGUCCAAAGUAAUAGUUUUGUUGGUGUUCCAAAUGGAGAAACAGAUAUGCCUCUGAAAGGAAGACGAGUAGGACCAAUUAAGCCAGCAGGACCUGUCACAGCUGUGCCCUAUGAUGAUAAAAUAUUUUAUAAUAGUGGGCCCAAAAGAAGAUCUGGGCCAAUUAAGCCUGAAAAGGUGAUAGAAUCAUCCAUUCCUGUGGAGUAUGCAAAAAUGUGGAAACCUGGAGAUGAAUGUUUUGCACUUUAUUGGGAAGACAACAAGUUUUACCGAGCAGAAGUUGAAGCCCUGCAUUCUUCGGGUAUGACAGCGGUCGUUAGGUUCACGGACUACGGAAACUAUGAAGAGGUGCUACUAAGCAAUAUCAAGCCUGUUCAGACAGAGGCAUGGGUACAACAGAAUCAUACCCCUCUGCCAGGAGCCCUCAUCCCUCACUUUGGAGCCCUGCCAUUGUUUUUUCAUGAGCUGCUUUCAGAUUUGGUGUUUUAAGAUUUUAUGAAAUGUCUUUAUUGGUGUCCUCAUCAUCCUCCAAUAUAAAUAAAGCAAGAACACAAAACUCAAUUGCAGCAUUCAGAUUCAGAGGCAUGGAUAUUUGUUCCUUUUCUAUUCAAGAAAAGCUGUCAUUUUGUAAGGUAAUUUAUCAUUGUACCUUAUAGUGUGAUAUCACUGUUGGUUCCUUGGUUUAAUUAAGAGGGCAUCUCUUUCAGCUUCAUUAUUCUAAAGUUUCAAAGAUUUUCUCUAAAAGACUGAGACACCACCAUUAUCUAAACUAUAGUUUUCCUUUCUUGGGAAAACUUGAUUUCACAUGGCUUUACUCUUCUUGGUCUCAUGUGACGGCCAUUUUCAUUCUCCCCAUUUUCUGUUAAUACUUUCUAUCUCAAUUUGAAUGGUAAAGUUUAUUAUUUAGUCACUCUGUAAUUCUAGAUGUUGAAUUACGGCUGGCUAUUUUUACAUGCUCCCAGUUGUUUUUAGUCAUAGCAUUCAGUGUCAAAGUGGAAGUCAUAUUUUUAGUAUGUAAAUUAUACUUGCUUUAUCUAGAGGCUUACCUGAUACAAGGUGAUCUCAUAGAGCCCAGGCUGUACUCAUCAUGUAGCCAAGGAUGACCUUCUGCCUCUACCUGUCACACCUGGGAUUACAGGUGUGCAUUCUCAUGCCAGCUUCCAAGUAGAGGCUUUAUGUAAUUUAGUUUUUAUGUUUUUAGAAAUCUUAGUGAGAAAUUGAUUUUACUCUGUUCUCCUAAAGGAAGUAUUUGGUUGUCUUCCUGUCUAUUUGCUCUUUCAGGGCAGUCAGACCUGAUGACGUUUGUUGUUCCACACCGACACCCCCUCAUUUAGAGGGGUGUGGUCCUGAAAUGCUGCAGUCAGUGCUGUCACUUUUCUGUCUUAACAGUUUUCACGGCACUUACCUUGAUUUUUAUUUGUGUAAACAUAGCUGAAUGAUGGCUUUAUCAGAUGUCAUAGCCAGUUUGCUGAUUGUGUUUGGGGCCACAAUAAACUCUGUUGAAUACUCA